Molecule: messenger RNA, 333 nt
Organism: Bactrocera tryoni
Lineage: Eukaryota; Metazoa; Arthropoda; Insecta; Diptera; Tephritidae
Exons: 7
Coding region: 1-333 (110 amino acids)
Source: RefSeq, a predicted model, not a curated record
AUGUCACACUAUUUUUUAUUGAAACAUCUUUUCAAACCCUUCAAAAGUGUUUGGAAGUGUAAAAAGUUAAUCAAAGUGCUAAUUAUAACUUAUUUAAAAUAUUGCGCUUAUUUCAACAAUAAAAUCUCAGCUACUGAGAAGGUGAAAAGGUGCAACUUCGCGUCUCAACAAACUUCAGGCGUCUUUUACACGGCGGAAGCGCAACGGAUAUGCGAAACAACUUCUUUUGUGCUUUUGAUCGCUUCCUUCAACGGAGCUUCAAUAUCUCUGCCUCAGGCGGAAAUCGGGGUCAUAACGGGAUCGCAGACAACUGUAAAGCCAAUGCGUUGGUAA